This is a messenger RNA of Anthostomella pinea, 1692 nucleotides long. NCBI's taxonomy places the organism in Eukaryota, Fungi, Ascomycota, Sordariomycetes, Xylariales, Xylariaceae. The record is from the annotation of a GenBank genome assembly.
AUGGCAUCGAACUUCAUGCCCCCGUCGGAGCCAGAACCGAUUCCCCUGCCAGACCGGUUCGCCAAGAUCAAGCGCAACCUCAUCGCCUGUAAAGAGAAAGCCGUAGCCGACUCGUUCUACCGUCUCCUGCGCCAGCUGAGAAAGGAGGCCAACCACAUCGCGGCCAGCGGGUCCGACAUAAUACCCACAAUCGACUACUUCGACAUCCACGACGAGAGCAAGGCAGCCCCCUUCAAGAAGGCCCUUCAGAAGCGAGGCGUGGCCGUGGUCCGGCGCGUCAUACCGCCCAACGUCGCCCUGUCAUGGAAAGAGGAGACGCAGGACUACCUCCGCCACAACCCGCACACCAAGGGCUCGCCGGCGCACGAUCCCCAGCUAUACGAGCUGUACUGGAGCCCAGGACAGAUCCGAGCCCGCGCCGACUCCCGGCUACUGGAGGCCCAACGCUUCGCGAUGAGCGCGUGGCACUCAAGCAGCGAAGACGCCCUCAUCAGCAGCGACCACCCAGUCGCCUACGCGGACCGCCUGAUCAUGCGCCACCCGGGCGACAACACGUCCCUCGGCACCACGGGCCCGCCGCACAUCGCCGGCGGCAGCGUCGAGCGCUGGGAGCGCGACGGCUACGGCCGCGCCGGCACCUACAACAAGAUCUUCCAGGGCCGCUGGGAGGAGCACGACCCCUGGGACAGCAGCGCGCGGCUCGGCGCGACGACGGACCUGUACAACGGCGCCGGCUCGUGCAGCAUGUUCCGCAUGUUCCAGGGCUGGCUGUCUCUAUCCACCAUCGCGCCCGGCGGCGGCGGCGGUGGCUCGCUCCUCGCGUGUUGUCCGAUGCUGCAGCUCACGACGGCGUACCUGCUCCUGCGGCCGUUUUUCUCGCCGCGUCGCGGUCCCGACCACUUCAGCACCCCCGAUAACCCUAACCCUAGCCCCUACAACCUCAACAACGACACCAGCAGCAGCAACCCUGCCGCCGCCUUCCUCCACGAGAACAACUGGAACCUCCGCGUCGUCCAGAACAGCGUCCUGCACGGCGCUAUCCCGGGCUACAUUCAAGAACUGACGGCUGCCCUGCACCCGCACCUCCGCCUCCCAACCACCAUGGUGUCCCUCCCCCAUAUCAACCCAGGCGAUUACGUUAUCUGGCACCCCGACCUCGUUACCGCCGCCGACCCCAUCCACCUCGGCCUUUCUCCGGGCCCCCAAACACAGACACAGACACGGACACAACCGCAACCGCACGACGCAAGCGUCCUCCUCUACGUCCCCGCCUGCCCGCUCACAGCAACCAACGCGCUCUACCUAGCGCGCCAGCGCCGGGCCUUCCUGCUCGGCCUGCCGGCGCCGGAUUUCGAAGCGAACAACUCAUCCUAUAUCCGCGGAGGCAGAGGUGGGGGCGGUUUUGCUUCGAAGGGCGAAAAGCACCACGCGGGACGGCCCGGCGUGCAGGAUGUGUGCGACGCGGGCGGGGAGGAGGGACUGCGGAGUAUGGGGCUUUCGCCGUGGGAUGAGGAUGAGCGGGAGCGGGCGGUGAUGGGUGCUGGACGGAGUGGUGGUGCUGAUGGUGAUGGUAAUACUAGAAAUGGCAGUAGAGCGGAAGAAGUCGAGAGGGAGCUGCUGCGGCUCGCGAGUGGGAUUCUCUUCCCGGAUCGGUUCGAUGCUAUGUAUAGGAAGGGUACGAAACGGCCUUGA